GAUCGCCCAAUCGGUAACACAGGAAUUUUGUGUACGUCAGUGAACCCAUGUAUUAAAUCAACCUGGCCUUGUCAAUUGCCACAGUUCCAAUGUUUUUGUAGUAAUAAGUGGAGUAUUUAAGUGCCCUGAGGAUGACCUCAUCAUGUCCCUUAACGAGAUGUAAAGAGCAAUGAGUUGGUUCGACCCGUCAGGUUUUGCCAACCUGGCAAAAUCAGCCCUGAAGGAGGCCCAAAAAACAAUAGAUAAGGCUCUGGACAUUAAAGAAGAGGAACAAAGAGCUGCUGACGCAGCAGUGAUAGACGAGUCGAAUUUUUUCUCAGCAUGGGGUAUCAAAAGUGCAACAGAACUCCCUGCUAAUGCAGAGAUAGCCUCGACAAGCGCAAAAAACGAUGGUAGCAUCUGGGGGAGUUUCACAGGCUCUUUUUUCGAGACUCCUGGGAAAGAUCGAGAAGGCAAAAUUUCGAAACGUUCAGAGUCGUUUGACGAUAAAUCUGAAUCCGUUUCUACGGCUAUCACACCCUCAAUAUCACUGCCAGACAACCUAACUCGUAUGCAGUCCAGAUGUGCAAAUAAAAUUUCUGGCGAAUCCGAUACUCAGCAGUUAAAUUCGGAAGUUCCUGUUGAGAAUCAUGAGAGGCUGGAGAAAUCUUUCACAAGAGAAAUCAACGAAUUGGAAUUGAAAACCUUAUCUGACUCCUCCAUGCUAUCCGAAAAGAGGGACUCCCUGACUCAGAAGAUAAAUAGAAUAUCGAUAAUUUCAUCAGGAAGUGACAAGAGAAGCUCAGACAGCGUUGAAAUUCUGGGAUCAAGAUCAGAGACUAACACAGACUGCACAACAACUCCAGAAUCCGAUCUAAUAUCUCCCAGUGUAUCACUGACUGCAUCAGCAAUAGAAACAAAAAUAAACUCUGAUUCUGUGGAGAUUCUACCAGACAGCUCAGUAACAUCCCCUAGCUCUGUUGAAAUUCUGGAGGACAGAUCAAAGUCGGAGAGUUGUUUUCUAUCCAUCAGUCAUGAUAAAUCCCCAGAUGGAGAAACUACGUCAAUCGAGCCUGAUUCUGAUGUCACACAAGGAUCGAACGUCUCCUCAUCAGACAUAUCUCCAUAUGCAUCACCCCUGGAGGAAACUAAAACUCCUAAAGUCGAGGACAACGAGAUCCCUGGGUCUGUUCAACCUACGAGAUUGAUGUCCCUCAGUAUUGAAAAAACAUCUUCGCCUAUAAAUGUCGAAGUAACACAGAGUGUUGAUGAGCUUGACGAAAUCAGCCAGGCUGAAGAUUCUUACACCUCUGCAUCAGAGAGCACAACUGUGAUGACGGUUCUGGAGACGAUUCAACAGCAGAUCGAUCAGAAUAAAGGAAAGAUGUACGAGAACUUGGAGGGCAAGCCCAUCUGCACGGCUCCAAUUUCUUCUCAGUUGGAAUCCAGUUUGGAUUCGUUAAAGGAUAUCAAACAAAGUCUUCAUCUGGCUCUAGAGCCCAUCACAACUCAGCCAAUCAGAAAAUCUGAGUGUUUGGUGGAGAAGAUGGAGUCUUAUGAUCCUGAUAUUGUUAAGAGCACUACUAUUGAGCCUGCGGAGUUUGACGAGACUUGUUCGGAGUAUGGGAGAGGCGGGUCUGAGACCGCUGGAACGCUGCUGACGGAUUCCAGUUGCGAGGGUACGCUUAUUGAAACCAGCUCCGAGGAAAAUCCAACGCUCAGGAACACGCAGGAGGAGGAGGGUGAGGAGGCGCCUUUGACUUCAAGCUCUUAUGUCAAGAAUAUGCUGGCUGACGCGAUGGUGGAGAAAGGGGAGAUCAUUGGAGGGCUUGAGGAUCGUAGGAUAGAGGUGCCACCUAGGGAAAAUUCUCCCAUUUCGUCAGAGAGCCGAUCGGAUCUGGUGAAAAUUGGCUCCGAUCAUGCCAGUGGACAUACCAGUGGUGAUGAGCUCGAAACUACGACUUCUAGUGAUAUUGAAAUUAUUUCAAGUCCAAAUGGAGAUUCAAGUUCAACACAAUCCCGUCAGUCUCCGGCAAAUCUCCACUGUAACAAAGCCAGUGAUCUUCUCACGAAAACCCUAAAAAUCCGAGGACACUCCCGCGAGUUAAGUGAAAUAAGUAUUGGCUCCGACGCAGCAAGUCUAGAGAUCGAAAAACUCCUAAAAAGAAUUCAAGAGAUGAAUGAAAUUCUCGAAGUAAGAGAAUCAAAAUUGAUCGACGUGAGCCGUAUGAAUAUGGAGCUGCACGAACAGAACAAUCAUCUGAAAAUUCAAUUGGAAUCCUGGGAGAAACGAGGCCAGCAGCACCAAGACUUGAACUUAAUAACCGACGAAUAUACCCAACGAAUGUCAGCACUAGAGAAGAAAUUUCAGCAGACAAUCAGGGAGCGUGAUGUACUUAAGGACCAACUGGAAAUCCUGAGGAAGGAGAUGUCGAGUCAAUCGUCGUCGGCAACUGCCGAGAAAGAUGAGAUAAUAAACCAGUUGCGAGAAGAGGGUGAAAAACUGAGUAAACAGCAACUUCAGCACUCUAAUAUAAUAAAGAAAUUGCGAACAAAAGAAAAGGAGAACGAGGCAACACUGAAAACUCAGAAGGACCAGCUCGAGGAAUUAACUUCUGAAUUAGAACGACUUAAACGUUCUUUGCAUGCUAAAGAGGAAGUUGAGCGUAGUCAAAUUGAAGCUGUGCAUACAUUGACAGCGAGGGUCAAGAAGCAGGACAAGGACAUAAUGACGUUACAGGAGAAAUUAGAUACGACAGUGCAUAAAAUGAAUGCGUACAAAACGAGUUUAGAUGCUGCUAAGGCUGAAUUGACAGAGACCAAAAUCAAUUUCACGACUGUUGAGGAGGAGUUGAAGCAAGCAUUGGACAAUGCUGGUGAAUCCUGCCGACUGGGAGCACAGGUGGAGGAUCUCAAGACAAAAUUACGUCAGACUGAGGAGAAUCAUGUGAAGAAAAUAGAAUCGAUUAAGUUGGAGAAUAGUGAAUUAUUGAAGAGGCUGGAGUCUGCCGAAACACGGAGCGAAGAACUCUCUGAAUCAGUGUCACUAGCUACUCAACCACUUCUCCGGCAACUUGAGCAACUUCAAACAAAUCUCGCGCACAAGUCGUCGGCUUAUUUGAAGCAGGAGAAGAUAAUGUCAGAGAAGAUUGACGAGUUGCAGACCAAGUUAGACAGUAUGGUUGCCACGGAUCGUUCGCUCAUGGAGGAGAAUUUGAAUUUGAAAUGUAAAGUAACGAGUUUGGAGUCCCAGGGAAAGCGCAAGGAUGUGGAAAACGCAAAAUUAGAGGAGACGUAUGAGGCAUUGAAAUUCGAGAGCGAAAACUUGACGGUUGAGAUUGAAACCCUUCGUGGGCAGAUUGGAAACAUGGAAAAAACCCAUCAGGAAGAGGUGAGGGAAUUGAAGAGGGAGAUUGAAUCGUUGAGUGAUAAAUUGUCGGUGGAGAAGGCGGCGAUUGACGCAGAAAAGAGGAAGAAUAUUGUAUCGCUUGAGCAACAGCAGAGUGUGGGAGAGGAGGUGAGAAUGAGCCCCACUUCUAGCCUCAGGAGGGAUUCCAUUAGUAGCACGAAUAGCGUCUGGUUGGCGUUCAAUGAUUCUGUGUUCGAUUCGAGCUCCGGACGCUUUCCAAAUGUUUACGAGGGUCUGAGAACAAAUACAAACACAACAUCGACUAUUGAAACCUUGCAGGCACAGUUGAAAGCACGUGAAGGUGAAAUACAAACGCUCCAGUGGGAGUUAUCACGGAGAAACAAAGAGCGAGAUGCAUUGGAAAUGGAGCUAUCGAAUUUAUCGAUGAAAGUCGACGACCUAACUGCCAAAUUGACCGAAGUGGAGGCUUUGAAUACCAAUUUAAAUGAAAUUCAAACUAGGUAUGACGCUCUAUUGCAAAUGUACGGGGAGAAAGUGGAGGAGACUGAGGAGUUACGAUUGGACCUGGAGGACGUCAAGGACAUGUAUAAAAGCCAGAUCGAUCAGUUGCUAAAGAGAGAUACGUCCACUUAGUCAACAUCAAUUGAAACAAAGUGUCGAUAAAUUUAACGAUGGAAUCGAUUCAUUAGAGAUUUUCUCCUUCACCUUUUCGUGUGACUGAGUUAUUGACAUUUCGUAUGAGUGCAAUCGGUUAGAGGCGUUCAUUCCUUUUUGUGAAUAUUUAAUAAAAUUGAAUUUUUUCCAGUUUUUCAUGUGAAAUAGGCUUUUGCAUCGAGAUAGUGGACAUAGAAAAAAGGCAUUGUCUUUCUUCUUGAGACUGAAGUAUAUGAGGAUAUGAUGGAUAUCCGGUGAAAAGGAGUCGCCGUGUGUGAACGUCUUUGUAAAUAUGUAUGACAUAAUUGAAAUAUAAAAUCCAUCAUGAGAGAAAAAUCAUUAAUGGAUAAAUGCGACUCUUAUAUCAAUGUGGGCAGAUCAGUGCGUAUUUUAUUAGUUCAAAUAAAAGAAUUAUGUAAAGUUUUGGGAUAAUUAUACACAAAGAUAAUUAUUCAAGUCAUGUAAAUUUUUUAGAAUAAUAAUUUUAUUGAUAAUUGCUCUUUCGGCGGCGCCCACACGACAAUGGGGACGAAAGUUUUCGGGUGAAAAGUUAAUUGAGCCUAGAUUACUGUACUAUUUUGUUCAUUUUUUUCCAAUCGGUUUAUCAGAAUUUUUAUGGCAUUAAUAAUCGUCGAGAGAUAGUAUUGAACUGUUUUUGUUUUUAGUUUUUGUUGAUGAAAGAUUAUUAUCAAAGAUCAAGAGAAAUGUUUUCUUGUACGAGAAUAAAUGAUAUUAAAUAAAAGAGAAAUUUGUUACAUCA
Molecule: messenger RNA, 4763 nt
Organism: Diachasmimorpha longicaudata
Lineage: Eukaryota; Metazoa; Arthropoda; Insecta; Hymenoptera; Braconidae
Gene: Tmf
Product: TATA element modulatory factor
Exons: 4
Coding region: 170-3982 (1270 amino acids)
Cellular component (GO): Golgi apparatus; endoplasmic reticulum
Source: RefSeq, a predicted model, not a curated record